Messenger RNA from Vitis vinifera (wine grape), 651 nucleotides. RefSeq lists its product as uncharacterized. The transcript is spliced from 2 exons. NCBI's taxonomy places the organism in Eukaryota, Viridiplantae, Streptophyta, Magnoliopsida, Vitales, Vitaceae. The coding region runs from base 1 to 651 and encodes 216 amino acids. The record is from RefSeq and is a predicted model, not a curated record.
AUGACAGAGAAUUCAUUUGUGCAGCCAACAGUUUCGAAAUUUGAUGGGCACUAUGAUCAUUGGGCGAUGCUCAUGGAAAACUUUUUAUGUUCAAAGGAUUACUGGGGCUUGGUGGAGAAUGGGAUUCCUGCAGCAGCAGAAGGUGUUGUUCUCAUAGAUGCCCAAAGAAAGAACAUUGAUGAUCAGAAGUUGAAAGAUUUGAAAACAAAGAACUAUCUAUUUCAAGCAUUAAAUCGUUCAAUCUUGGAGACAGUAGGAGAAUUUGUGAAUGAGUAUUUUGCUCGGACUCUUACCAUAGCCAACAGGAUGAAAGCAAAUUGUGAGAACAAGGGAGAUGUUGCUAUAGUUGAAAAGAUUUUGAGAUCCAUGACUCCCAAGUUUGAUUAUGUUGUGUGUUCCAUUGAGGAGUCUAAGGAUAUAGACACCUUAACUAUUGAUGAGUUGCAAAGCAGCCUGCUUGUGCACGAACAAUGCAUGAGUUCUCAUGUUGAAGAAGAACACGCUUUGAAAAUUACUCAUGGAGAUCAUUCUGGAGGAAGGAGUCGAGGUCAUGGAAAUAUUAACAGAAGAGGAAGGGGACGAGGCAGACAAAGCUACAACAAGACCACUGUGGAGUGCUAUAAUUGUCACAAACUAGGGCAUUUUCAAUGA